Molecule: messenger RNA, 6716 nt
Organism: Pogoniulus pusillus (Red-fronted tinkerbird)
Lineage: Eukaryota; Metazoa; Chordata; Aves; Piciformes; Lybiidae
Gene: AFAP1
Product: actin filament associated protein 1
Exons: 18
Coding region: 109-2601 (830 amino acids)
Cellular component (GO): cytosol
Molecular function (GO): SH2 domain binding; SH3 domain binding
Source: RefSeq, a predicted model, not a curated record
UUGGCUGCGCUCGGCGGGGCUACCCUGCGCGGCAGGAGCUGCGCCAGGCCCCGCAGCUGCCCGGACCCCGCUUUGUGCCGGUAGCCGCGGCAGGACGGCAGGAAAGCCAUGGAAGAGUUAAUAGUUGAGCUGCGCCUGUUUCUUGAACUUCUGGACCACGAGUAUCUAACUUCUACUGUCAGGGAGAAGAAGGCAGUAAUAACAAACAUCCUCCUGAGGAUACAGGCAUCAAAAGGUUUUGAAGUAAAAGAACAUGUACAGAAGCAAGAAGUCACCAACAGUUUGCCAGCACCUCCUCAGAUGCCUCUGCCAGAAAUACCUCAGCAGUGGCUGCCACCAGAUAAUGGGCCUCCACCACUGCCAACAUCUUCCCUUCCUGAAGGCUAUUAUGAAGAGGCAGUGCCACUCAGUCCUGGGAAGGCUCCUGAGUACAUCACUUCUAAUUACGACUCGGACGCCAUGAGCAGCUCGUACGAAUCCUACGACGAAGAGGAAGAGGAUGGAAAGGGGAAAAAAAUGAGACAUCAGUGGCCUUCUGAGGAGGCCUCUAUGGAUCUAGUGAAGGAUGCCAAAAUCUGUGCCUUCCUUCUCAGGAAGAAACGAUUUGGGCAGUGGACCAAACUGCUGUGCGUUAUCAAAGAGAACAAGCUUCUGUGUUACAAAAGUUCCAAGGACCAGCAGCCCCAGAUGGAACUGCUCUUGAAUGACUGCAGUAUCACAUACAUUCCCAAAGACAGCAAAAAGAAGAAGCACGAGCUGAAAAUCUCCCACCAAGGAGCAGAUGCCCUGGUUCUGGCAGUGCAGAGCAAAGAGCAGGCAGAACAGUGGCUAAAGGUGAUAAAAGAUGUGUGCAGCAACUGCACAGGAGCUGUCGACUCUGAUGGGCCCUUGUCCAGUUCUCCAGUACACAAAACAGAGCUGGAAAAGAAGCUGUCCUUCGAGAGACCGAGCUCCGACGGGGAAGGUGCUGUGGAAAAUGGCAUCGCUGCUGUGUGCAAUGGCAAAGAGCAAGUCAAGAGGAAAAAAAGUUCCAAAUCAGAAGCCAAGGGCACUGUGACUAAAGUAACAGGGAAAAAAAUAACGAAGAUCAUUGGUUUAGGAAAGAAAAAGCCAUCAACAGAUGAACAGACCUCCUCAGCUGAAGAAGAUGUGCCAACGUGUGGAAAGAAAGCAGGAGUGCAGCGGCUCACGUUUCAUUUUAUUGCAGGAUAUCUCAACGUGCUCUCCAACAACCGCUGGCGUGAGCGCUGGUGCAGAGUGAAGGAGAAUAAACUCAUUUUCCACAAGGACAGGACGGAUCUGAAGACACACAUUGUUUCUAUCCCUCUCCGUGGCUGUGAAGUCAUCCUGGGACUGGAUUCAAAGCAUCCCCUGACCUUCCGCCUGCUCCGGAACGGGCAAGAGGUUGCCGUGCUCGAGGCAUCCUCCUCUGAAGACAUGGGCAGGUGGAUAGGAAUUCUGCUGGCAGAAACAGGGUCUUCCACGGACCCUGGAGCUCUGCACUACGACUACAUCGAUGUGGAAAUGACAGCAAGCGUCAUUCAGGCUGCCAAGCAAACCUUCUGUUUCAUGAACAGGAGAGGCCUCUCCACCAGCCCGUACCGGGGGAGCAGUGCCAAUGGCUACGCCUGCCCCACUGGAGUGGCACUUCACUAUGAUGAUGUUCCCUGCAUAAAUGGAGCGUGGGAACCAGAAGAUGGCUUUGCUUGCCCUCGUAGCAGGAGCACUGGAGAAGACUUGCUCUAUGAUAACGCAGGCCUGUACGAUAACUUGCCGUCUCCCAAAAUCUUUGCGCGCUACCCGCCAGCCGCCAGCAAGCCCAAUAGGUUGUCUGCUGACAAACUCUCCUCUAACCAUUACAAACACCCUGUCUCAUCCAGUCUGUCUUCUGCUCAGUCUGUCACUAAUACCUCUGCUGUGGGGAGGGGAUCUGCCUCGCAGUUCAAAGGCAAGAAGUCCCCUGUGACUGCUAAUGGGGUCACUGGAAAAGGGAGAACUUUAAAUAGCCAGCCGAAGAAACCGGAGUCGGUGUCGUGUGUGAAGCGCACUGCAUCCAAUGCAGAGCAGUACAAGUAUGGCAAGAACCGUGUGGAGGCAGAUGCCAAGAGGCUACAAAGCAAGGAGGAGGAGCUGCUGAAGAGGAAGGAGGCCCUCCGGAACAGGCUGGCCCAGCUGCGCAAGGAGAGGAAAGAUCUGCGCGCCGCCAUCGAAGUCAACGCUGGCAGGAAGACCCAAGUGAUUCUUGAAGACAAGUUAAAGAAGUUGGAAGAGGAGUGUAAGCUGAAGGAGGCUGAACGUGUCAACCUGGAGCUAGAACUGACCGAGGUGAAAGAGAGCCUUAAGAAAGCCUUAGCUGGUGGCAUCACCCUGGGCUUGGCUAUUGAGCCCAAGUCAGGAACAUCAAGCCCACAGUCGCCGAUUUUCAAGCACCGAACGCUGGAAAACUCUCCCAUCUCCAGCUGUGACACCAGCGACACUGAGUGCUCCCUACCUGUCAACAGCGCAGCAGCUCUGAAGCGACCUCCCUCAUCAAACACUUCUCCCUGCAGAGGACAUGUCCUUCGAAAAGCAAAGGAAUGGGAGAUGAAAAAUGGAACAUAAACAUAGCAAAACCUCUCACUUUCCAUAAAGGCCUUACCUACUACGGACCAAGACCCAGGCUUCAAGAGACUCAUCUAAAGGUGGUAUCCAGUGGUACAUGAGAAGAGGUUCUAGGAUUCUGUUAAGUUAAAGGUAGCUUGGCGCUGACUUGCCCCUGUUCCCUGGACUUAUUGCUGUGUAGCUAUGUGUGCCCCUCCUUGUUAGCUGUAACUAGUUCUGACUUCACUGCUAAAGAAAAUGAACACCAAAAUAAAACCCAAACCCAACCACAAAACAACCAAAAAAAACCCCAAACCAGCCAUAGUAAUGAAAAAGGAGCAUGAAGUCAGAGCUGAAAGAAUGCUCUGCUGUGGAACAUCACAGACCAGCAAUGUUCACUGUCUCACCUCAGAUGACCUGACACCACUGAAGACUGGUGCAUUAAGACCCAUAAGAAAUCAUCUCCUUCCAGGUUCAGAAGUGACAUCCCAGGGCCAGCUGAAGCUCCUGCUCACCACUUGAUGCUUUGCUCUUGGCUUUCCACAAGGCAAAGCCACAGAAAUGCUUCCACAGAACUGGCGUGGCUUGCUUGGCCGGGAAGGCAGGACGUCCUCGGUGCCAUUGUCCUCUGCGCUGGGGUGGGAGCUGCAAAGAGACAAGGCAGCUGUCAGCAGUGGUUUGGAUCCUUUUUAGACAGAGGCUUUUGUCACUGAGAGACAGAAAGCUGAGGAAAAAGAUGCAUUCUUAGUACCUUCUCUUGAAUACUGUUUCAGAGCACCGGUCAUUUUCAGAGGUCGUAUGGGUGAGCUACGACUUGUUGCUGAUGGUUAUUAUUUCUUUUUCAAAGGCAACCUGGUAUUUGUAGAGACUUGCUUCUUUUCCCUGCUUUUUGAAAGGAAAAAAAAAUAGAAAAGAAAGAGGAAAACUUCACAGAAAUGAAUCCUCAGCAGAUAGCAGCAAUUCAGAACAGCUCCCGAAGUCUCGUCCUGUUUGUUAGGCUACGGCAUUGUUAAACUUGAGUUAGAGAACACUGCUGUACUUCAGUUUCCUUCACAGUUUCGUACCUCAGCUAAUAGUUCUGAGGAAGAUGGACUGAAAAGGUGAUGAUUGCCAGACUCUUCUGAUAAAUUUUGCAGAGAAUUGGGGAUUUUCUUAGGAGUCUGUUUACUAGGAGACGGCGUCUUGCCUUUUAGUCUGUAAAGUUAUGAAGUGAAGUCUGUUCUUUCUUCAUCUCCAUGCCACUCCUGAGAACUGACAUGCAGUAAAUUGCCAACUAAAGUCCUUCAAACGCCCAAAAUUGGCUUAAAAAAAAUAUAAGAGAGGUGGAGGGAAUGCAUCUAUAAGGAGUUGGGUUCUUUUAAUGUUUUCUCUGUGGGUUUUUUUUUUAAGCCUUUGGAGAGCCUUCAGUUGCAUUCUCAAGAUUUUUUUCCCCCCUCCUCCUCAUCUGCAAAGAUGAGAAAAUUACUUUAAUUAAACAAAAAAGCUUCAAGUACUACUUGUGUUUUUAGAUAAUCACAGAUCUUAGGGCUGGAGACUUGAAAAUGAGUUAAGGCUUGCAAUUAAAACCACAGAAGUUGGCAAGAGGAUCCCAUCCCUUCACGGCCCAGCCUGCAGUUUUGUCUCUUGCCUGUAGGAAUAGAUGGGUGACUCCUGAAGGAUGGAUACGCUGGGAUUCCCAUCUGAGCUGGAUGCCAGAGCACUUCCUGCAGGAGCUGAGGGGAUUUGAAGGCACAAAGCUGUCAGAAAGAGCUGAAAGCUGCUGCUAGGACACAGAGCUGCAUCCUUUUCCCAGGUGCAGUUAGUCCUUAGCAGAGCAGGAACGGAGCCCAGCAAAGGUUGCUCCUUGGGACUGUGCUUUGUACAAAGUGCUGCAGGAAUGCAGCAGGGAAGCAAGUGUCAGUGUGGUUUUCACUGAAAACAGGAUUUUUUCACACAUUUUUGGGUCAUCUGCUUAUUUACUAACUCUCUUAAGUGGAGGGCAAGUCCCAUGCUGUAUGACUACGGACUAAACGGUGUCAAGUUCCCAUAACGUUUUAGCAGAAGCAAAUUUGAAGCAGAAGUAAGUUCAUUUAGGCUUCUUAUUGCAAAUUAAGUUAUUUAUUUGUAUAUUUCAAUAAAUAUUUAAUUUAUAUCUGUACAUAUUUAUGAUGCAAAUUAGGUUUCUUAGUCAAGGUUUGCAGUGAUCUAACAGUUGCCUUGAAGAAGUGGUCCCGCACCAAGAAAUGCAGAGUAGGCAAGAGCCAAAGUCACCUUCCUUCUUUACCCAGUGUUGGCAUUGAAUCUUACACACACACACAUCACCACAUCCUAUGGGAAAAAGAAAACCAGGAAUCCUUGGCAAGGACAUGUUGGAAUUCAUGCCUGAGAGGGAAGUGUGGAAAUGUGUGUCCAAGCAAGCAGAAGCGGCACACACCACCAAGCCUGGUGCCACAGCCUUCUGCUCCAGCAUAGAAGCAGCAGCAGGGGCUGCUGGCAAAAUCAAACAACUUCCUUUCACCCUGCCUCCAGCAAAGGCUCCAUAAAGCCACCACCAGCUCACCCCCAUCACGCUACAGUCUAACUGCAUGCCUGGUACCAUCACAGUUGCCAUCGGUGACAUCUGCUCUAUAGAACAGCCAAGGACUGGAGAGGAGGAGAACAACAAAGCCAAGGAGGAGAACAACAAAGCUGUGAGAAUCACCUCUCCAGAGCCCAUCUUUGGUGCUGUGAAAUAGUUGCUGCACAGCAGUUGAUAAAAAGCAACAGAGCUUUGUCUCCCCACCAGCUGCAGAUCUGGGAGCAGCAGCAGCAGCAGGCAGAGCCAGCAACAGAGCAGCACAAAUCUGUUUUAAGGGAAAAACUCCCAUUUUAAACCAGUAUAGAAAGCCAAGGACUGGAGAGGAGCAGAACAACAAAGCUGAGGGAAUCAACCUCUCCAGAGCCCAUCUUUGGUGCUGUGAAACGAUUACUGCACAGCAGUUGAUAAAAAGCAAUAGAGCUUUGUCUCCCCACCAGCUGCAGAUCUGGGAGCAGCAGCAGCAGGCAGAGCCAGCAACAGAGCAGCACAAAUCUGUUUUAAGGGAAAAACUCCCAUUUUGAACCAGUAUAGAACAGCCAAGGACUGGAGAGGAGCAGAACAACAAAGCUGUGGGAAUCAACCUCUCCAGAGCCCAUCUUUGGUGCUGUGAAAUGGUUGCUGCACAGCAGUUGAUAAAAAGCAACAGAGCUUUGUCUCCCCACCAGCUGCAGAUCUGGGAGCAGCAGCAGCAAGCAGAGUCAGCAACAGAGCAGCACAAAUCUGUUUUAAGGGAAAAACUCCCAUUUUGAACCAUUUCUGUGGCUAAGCAAAUGGUAAUAACCUCAUGCUUCCCCAGACUCCUCUUACUCUACUAGGUGCUGUUUUGAUACUGUUUGUUUUUAUAGGUGAUGCCUUAUUUCGUUUUUUAAACAAGAAACAAUCAUCACUUUUGCGAGGAUCAGACCUGAUUUUGGUUUCUAAUGACAUGAUUGUGGCAGUUUGAUUUUUUUUGGGGGGGUGUGUUUUAUCUUCUUCAAUGACAAUGACUUUUAGUGUUGAGGACACUUUUUUCCUCUCUCCACGUGAAUUGGCCCAGGCUGUUAUGUUGUAAGAUAAAAGUUCUCAUGUUAAGAAUGUAAUUAUUUCCUUGUUGUAUUUUUUAAAGUCAAACACAAAAUCAUAUUUAAAGGGGAAAAAAACCCCUAAACAACAACAACAACAAAAAAAACCCUUCUGGAAAAUAGCCUAGAAACAGGGACAGAGUUUUUUUGCUUGAUGUCUUUUUUUUGUUACUGGAUAUGUUGGUUGGCAGUGCCUGUUGUAACUGACUGUAAAUAGAAUUCUUUCUACUGUAUUUCCUCAAUGUAUUUAAGGUUUUUUUGACACACACAUUCGUGGAAACUUCUGCUGAAAACAAAGAAGAGGGCAAGAAAAACACAACAAAGACCAAACUUGACUCACCUUCAGCUGCGUGUCUCAAAAGCUUCAACUGACUUUAUACCUUUCUAGUUUUAUUCUUCAGACAGUCUUGCAGAGUGUGGGAAAAAAAUAACCAACCAACCAACCCCCAGACUGGCACCUGCUUGGUGUGACAAAUCCAAGACCGUUAUUAAUAAAGUUACCUGGCAAAAAUAAAGAA